AUGAACAGCCAGCCAAUAUCAACGAUGGCGAUGGUGUGCCUGGACUCGAUCAUUCGUUUUCUAUUUAUCUUAUUUGGAUUUGGCGUUAGCAAUUCCCUCGAACAGCAAAUGGACAUUAAAUCGUUGGCGUACAUGAGUCCUACGGAAUUACAGAAGGCCGUACAGUAUGCGAAGUGGAAGUCGUUGCACGACUGCCUGUUCAUCCGCGAACAGCGACAACAAAGCGCCCUGCAUCCGCCGUCAUCCAAAGGCUUGAACUCGGACAGCAACGAGUCAUGGGCGAACAAACAGUUCACCGUAAAUUCCUCGAGGUACGGUCUGAUACAAAAGUGGCCUCGGGGCAGGAUUCCGUACACGCUAGACGAUCGGUUUUCGGUGGACGCCCGUCAGAGGAUCUUCAACGCCAUGGUGUCGAUCGAGCGCAGCACGUGCAUCAGGUUUGUUCCAGCGUCUUCGAUGAACCUAACGGCUUCCAGCGGAUGGGUGAAGAUUCUGGUGAAUCGGAAUCCGAGCUGCAAGUCGCACAUGGGUAAGAUCGACGGGGCGGCGAACAUGGUACUGUUGCACGUUCCUGCGUGCAUGACCGAGGGCGUCAUCAUCCACGAACUGAUGCACACCAUCGGUCUGCUGCACGAGCACACACGCAACAACCGCGACCAGUUCGUGGAGGUGGUGUGGAAAAACAUUAAGGAAGACGGCAAGCCGAACUUCAUGAAAGAUGCCGGCUACGCACCGCACAUCCCGUACGACUACGAAAGCGUUCUGCACUACCACGACAGCGCUUUCUCCGUCAACCGCCUUCCGACGUUGCGUGCUCGAGCGUUUAUGAAUUUCGAAACUGGCCCACUACUACGUGGAAUUACCAAAAAACUCCGGUAUGGGAGGGGGUGGGUGAAGCUCAAUUAGCU
This is a messenger RNA of Soboliphyme baturini, 908 nucleotides long. NCBI's taxonomy places the organism in Eukaryota, Metazoa, Nematoda, Enoplea, Dioctophymatida, Soboliphymatidae. The record is from the annotation of a GenBank genome assembly.